AUGAAGCUCUACGACCCCUUAGGAUUCAUUGCACACUUCGUCGUCCAAGGGAAGAUCCUGAUGCAGGAGAUUUGGCGAACAGGUACUAGCUGGGACGAGCCUAUUGCAGAGCAGCCACGUGAGCUUUGGAUAGGGUGGAUCGAACAGUACCGGCAGAUCAACGAAGUGAACGUUCCUCGCUGCUUCUUCAAGGAUUUCUGUCCGCAGCAAGUCAGCGAUAUUCAGGUCCAUGUGUUCACAGAUGCGAGCGUGUCAGCUUGUGCGUGUGUGGCUUACCUUAGAACGACGGUGGACGGAGAGAGUCAGUGUUCGUUGAUUGCAGCAAAGACAAAAGUUGCACCUCUACGAACGCUAUCCAUCCCACGUUUGGAGCUUCAGGCUGCCAUGAUGGGUUCCCGUCUAUUACAGAACAUCUGCUCAGCCCUUAGCAUCGAUACCCACAGACGUUUCCUUUGGUCAGAUUCAGCAACAGUUCUUGCUUGGCUUCGCUCCGAUAGUCGUCGGUAUCAUCAGUUCGUGUCUUUCCGGGUUGGCGAAAUCCUGUCGUUAACCAGUGUGGAUGAAUGGCGCUACGUUCCUUCUCGCGAAAAUGUUGCGGACGAUGCCACGAAAUGGAAUGGAGGGCCUUCAUUCGACCCAGAUUGCCGUUGGUAUCAGGGUCCUGCAUUUCUGCAAGAUCCAGAAAGUCAGUGGCCUACGGAACGGCCAGGAGAUACAGCGGAAGCAGAUGUGACGACUGAAGAAAUUCGCCUCGUUGCCGUACACCGAACAGUAGAGGAAGUGGUAGACGCACAGCGUUUUUCUAACUGGAACAGACUAUUACGAGCGACAGCAUGCGUCCACCGAGCUGUAGCAGCAUGGAAGCACCUGACAAGCGGGACAAGGUCGCUCAAAAUACUCAGCCAAAGUGAGUUCGCGAAAGCAGAGGAAACACUAUGGCGGCAGGCUCAAGCGCAGGAGUAUCCGGAAGAAGUUCAGCUGUUGCGCGAAGGACAAAGUGUAGCGAAAAUCAGUCCUAUUCGUGCGUUGUCUCCAUUCCUGGACGAGAGAGGAGUUCUACGAGUUGGCGGUAGAAUCGGGCAAGCUCCAUCGAUUCCAUACGAAGCGAAGCAUCCAGUCGUGUUGCCGAGAAAUCAUCGAAUCACAUACCUCGUUGUGCUCAGCUUCCACCAGCAGUUCCUGCACGCGAACACCGAGACAGUGUGCAACGAAUUGAGGCAACGGUUCUACAUUCCGAGGAUGCGAACAGUAAUGCGGAGCGUAUGUCGUAGCUGUCAGUACUGCAAGAUUAAGAAAGCAGCACCAGUUCCACCGAUGAUGGGACCGCUUCCGAAGGUUCGUUUGACUCCCUUCAUUCGUCCGUUUACGUACGUCGGCGUUGACUACCUGGGUCAUUUCGAAGUGAAAUUCGAGCAGUUCAUCUGGAGCUAG
Messenger RNA from Aedes albopictus (Asian tiger mosquito), 1431 nucleotides. RefSeq lists its product as uncharacterized. The record is from RefSeq and is a predicted model, not a curated record. NCBI's taxonomy places the organism in Eukaryota, Metazoa, Arthropoda, Insecta, Diptera, Culicidae. The coding region runs from base 1 to 1431 and encodes 476 amino acids. The transcript has 2 exons.